AUGAGCUUCGCACUUCCUGCCCAUCAUCUGGUCGGCAUGGCGUCUCUAUCGCCCAACGCCAAACAGAACGGAACGCAGCUCAAAAGCGGAGGCGCAUCAUCCUCUUCACCGUCAUCUUCAUCGCUCGGACAUGCAGGUCCAUCGUCCAACACACAUUCUUCAGUACUCAUGUCGAAUGCCCUCUCCGCCGCGACACUGCCCAGCAGCGCUAUCCUGAACCCGUCCAACCUCGUCGCCGAAUUCCUCAAGUCUCCAGACGACCUGACCAAGAUCUCAGCACUUCGCAAGAAGCUGCUCAAGGAGCAAGCGAGUCUAUCGGCCAAGCUCAAGCUUGGCGCCAAAGAGCAGCUCGAAGCUACCAGAGAGGGCUUGCUGAAAUUACAGGCGACAAGGAAAGAUGUCGCAGCAAUCAGGGAGGCGUUCGCGCAGAUCGAAGCGCUAUAUACCAACACAGAAGGAGAGGAUGGGUCGAGAUCGACUCAUCCAGAUGCCAAUCGUUCUUUCAGGGUCAUCAGUCAGGUAUCGCAGAUUCACCGCAACUUUGUUCAGACUACAAAUACGCUCGAGAAGCUCGAUGCUCUGCCGGGACAGAUUCAGACACUAGCAGAAAUGCUGCAACGAGGCAAAGAUGACAUUAUGGGGCCAGCGACCGACUUGCUGCCACUGCAUUUCCAUCUUUCGCAGCUGGAAGCGUUCCGCAAUGAGACUUUUCAGAUUGCAAGGACGUGCUCGGCUGAUGUACGCAGCACGGUGUCGAAGUUCUUUGCGCCGCUCGAUGGGCUCAUCAAGGCAUUCGACGAUUAUAUCAUGCAGCUAGCCGAGCGCACCUUGGACCUUGUUCGAGAAGAUAGAUCCUCCGUGGUGGUCAAGCUCAUCAAGAUCAUCGAGAAAGAGUCUCGCGAAGAUGAACGCGCAGCAGCGAUUCGUCUUGCCAAACGUGCCAAUCUCGAAGGUGCCGCUCGCUUCAGAUCAGUGGUGGCGAAUGCAAGAGUCAUCAAGCUGUACCGACCCAAAUUCGUGGAAGCUAUCGAUCGGUCCACCGGAGAGCUAUUCGACGAGUGCUGGGGCCGCUUUGGAGCUGAUGGAACAAGUCUCGAGUUUCUGGGGCAUCUGGACUGGAUCUAUGAUGACAUGCGCUUCAUCCAGUCCGAAGUGACACCGCUCUUUCCCGAAGACUACAAGAUCCUACGAACUUUUGCCAAGAGCUAUCACAAGCAUCUAGGUGGUAUCUUGCGUGAACGUAUCUUGGCAACAGAACCGGAAGCAAGCGCAUUGCUGGAGCUUUACCAGUUCACACAAAAGUACACAAAAACAAUGACCAAGGAGAUUGGUGCAGACAAGUCUUGGCUCGAGCCGACACUUCUGGCUGGUAAAGAACAGGGCAUUAUCGACGACUACCUCGGAUUGAUCACCAAAAAGAUCGAUGAGUGGUCAGCCAACUUGAUGUCGGAUGAGGUGCGUGAGUUUGUUGCGCGGCAGAACCCGCCCGAUGAAGACAAUGAGGGAUUGUAUGGAUUGCAAGGUGCAGCGAUCUUGUUCCAGAUGGUCAAUCAGCAGGUGGAUGUUGCGGCGGAUUCAGGGCAGGCAAGUGUGUUGGCGAAAGUGGUGGAUCAUGCGGCUAAAGCGAUGCAUUCAACACAAGCAACUUGGCUCAGGGUGCUGGAGAGUGAAUUCAAGAAGCAACGCGAGGCCAAGUCGGCCGACGAUGUUGUUGGUGGCUUGGUGGAGUAUGUGAUUGCACUCGCGAAUGAUCAGCUCAAAUCAGCAGACUAUGCAGAAGUGUUGCUUGCAAGACUGGAACCAAUGGUCAGCAAGAAGUACCAAGCAGGUAUUCGAGAAGCCGCCGACAACGCACUCAACGGGUUCCUCGAUGUUUCGAAGCGAUGUACGCAAGUGCUGGUCGACUUGGUGUUUGCUGAUUUGCAGCCGGCGAUCAAGGAUCUAUUCGCAUUCCCGGUAUGGUAUUCGGAAGGCACGAUGACAACGAUUGUCGAGACGAUGCGCGACUAUACGACAGACUAUAGCGAGCGUCUCAAUCCGAACCUGUUCGAUGUGUUGUGCGACGACAUGAUCGAGCGUCUCCAAGUCGCCUACAUCGGUGCACUUCGUCGUGUUGGCAGUGGCAAGCUUCGUAUGCCCGCAGCAGGCGAACAGAUGCGAAAAGACGUCGAAGAUGCUAAAACCUUGUUCCACGCAUUCAAGAAGGAAGAAGAGGUGCAGGGGAAAUUCGAAGUGCUCGAUGCGAUCCAAGGCAUGCUCACGUCUUCUGCUACAAUGGUAUUCCUUCCAUACUGGAGCUUUGCCAAGGCACACGGAGCGCAUUUGGGCUUUUUGGAAUCUAUCAUGAGAGCAAGAGAUGAUCUCAAGAAGGACGAUGUGAGCAGUUUGAUGGAAAGCGCGAGGAGGAAGGUGAAGAGCGAAGGGUUGAACGAUCUGGUGCCGGAAACUGGAGGUCCGACAGUGAUGAGCAGAGUAGCACAGGCCUACGGAUCAAGCUAUAAUGGUGGAUUGCUAGCCAACCUGGGAGCCGAGAGAGCGGCAGGGAUGGCGGCGAGCGCAACACAAGCGUUAGGGCUGGGUGGGUGGAAGAGCAAGGAUCGCGACUAG
Molecule: messenger RNA, 2607 nt
Organism: Ustilago hordei
Lineage: Eukaryota; Fungi; Basidiomycota; Ustilaginomycetes; Ustilaginales; Ustilaginaceae
Exons: 1
Coding region: 1-2607 (868 amino acids)
Biological process (GO): exocyst localization; exocytosis
Cellular component (GO): exocyst
Molecular function (GO): SNARE binding
Source: RefSeq, a predicted model, not a curated record